This is a messenger RNA of Lytechinus pictus (painted urchin), 3127 nucleotides long. Its product is annotated as nucleotide exchange factor SIL1-like. The transcript is spliced from 10 exons. The record is from RefSeq and is a predicted model, not a curated record. NCBI's taxonomy places the organism in Eukaryota, Metazoa, Echinodermata, Echinoidea, Temnopleuroida, Toxopneustidae. Bases 174 to 1598 code for a protein of 474 amino acids.
AGAGUAUACCUGUUAUUACACGUGUACGUACAAAACGGUUGGAUGACUCAUCACGUGCGUCCAAAAAACCAAAACAAAACCGGCCAGCUCAUCUCAUAUUUCAGCACUUGAACUAGAAGUUGCACGCGAAACAAGAUUUGACAGCCAAAUUCUGGUUAUUGGCUACCGUCGUCAUGGCGGCCUUCAGAUCAACUUUGAUGGGUAUACUACUUCUUUCUGUGAUUCUUCAUAUUUCGCUACUUUGUGGUGUAAUUUCAAUGGGAACUGAUUCAACUGCGAUCACCCUUCAUGAGACCGAAGCUUUUCGUGAUAGUGAAGAGGACGAGGAUGGGGUCGUUGAUUUGGUGGAUGAUCAAGAAAUACUUGAAGUCUUCAAACCAACGCAUGAAUGGCAGACAAUUAAAGAAGGUCAAGCUAUCCCAGCAGGACUUCAUGUUAGGAUCAAUCUAGCAACAGGAGAAAAAGAGGCCAAAUAUCUGGAUGAUCAAGAGACAUCUCUGACAGGUGAAAAGUCUCAGGAAAAGGUGGAGAACAAUGUUGAGGAAUUGGAGAAACACAAUAGAAAGGAGCUUCAGGAAAGGCUUGCUAAGAUGACAGAUGAUGACAAGUGUGAUGAUUGCGAUGAUAAUGAAGCAUUGAUAGAGGAGGUGAAACAACGCUACCGCUCUAUUGAAGAAAUCAAGAAGGAGUUUGCUAAGCUGGAGGUCGAUAUCAAAACAGACUCUGAGAUCAUGGCAGAACUCCUUGAUGAAUACAGAAAACGUAUAGAUUUAUCACCCGAAGCUCGGAAACUCAUCCUACAAGAUCUGGAAUUCUUUGUUCAUAAGGUGGACAAUGGAGUUGACUUUGCAAGUUUAGGAGGAUGGGAUGUUAUCAUGGGUGCACUGAACUCCACUGAGGUGGUUCUUAACAGUGAAGCUGCACAUGUACUGGGGUCAGCAGUUCAAAGCAAUCCCAAGGCUCAGGUGAGUGCCUUAGACAGUGGGGCACUGCACGCCCUUCUUCGUGUUCUCUCCCAAUCUCCUUCUAUUACCGUCAAGAAGAGGGCGCUCUACGGACUGUCGUCUCUCAUCCGAUUGUUCCCGUUUGCUCAGAGGAAGUUUAUUGAACUUGGAGGUCUAAGCGUGCUCACUGGUUUAAUGAGAGAAACAAAUGAUUAUCUUUCACUCCGAGACAAUACCGUGCACCUCAUCCAAGUCAAAAGCGUGACUCUUGUCCAUGAUUUACUAGUUGAACAGAAAAAUGCCUUAUAUUUGGGUACAAGUGAUGCGGAUGAAGUUGCUAAAGAAAGGAAAUCACAGUACGAAAAAAUCAACCUUGUUGCCAACUUGAUAGAUGGUGGUUGGUGUAAUACAGUGCCUAUGUUGCUUGAUGAACCUGAUCAUGAUUCAAGAGAGAAAAUUCUUCUAUCGCUGAACACUUUCCAGUCAUUCUGUGAUUAUUCAACAAACCUUGACUUACACCACAGACUGGAGACCUUACGGAAGGAAUAUAGUGCUCUAGCUGAAGAAGAAACUCGGACAGGUGACGGUGAUGACUAUUUCCACUCCUUGCAUUCAUCGGUAGAUGGACUCUUAAAAGCAAUUGGAUCAGGAUGAUAAUGCAUGGUUUGGAUUAGAGAUCCAAAUGUUUAAUUCAAUACCACUAUAAAGCAGGAAAAUUAAGAAUAGGAAGAUACAUAAAUACUGGCUGAGAAAAGUAAUAAGAGAAAAAUAAUACGUAUACAAAUGAUGCAUGCACAAGGGUUUAUUAUAUGUUCUAUCCAAACUGCCGUGUGAGUAGAAAACAAAGUGACACCUCACAAAUCCCUAAUUCAAGGAAAAAGAUAUGCCAUGAACACAUAAUUAUUAUAUAUGGCCUAAAGGAGUAUAUUCUUUUGAAUAAUUUUAUAAUAUGUGAUACAUGUUAACGCUUGGUUGACCAGGAGGUAUUCAUUCAAAAUGUAAAUUUUGAUUUGUGCCAAAUUACGGCAUGACUGCAAUGAAUGAAUCCUGAUGUUAAUGAUGUCCUAAUCCUAUAAGGGUUGCAUUAAAAUCCAUUUCAAACACACCUUUUCAGUAAUUAACAUUAUAAUUGUUUUAAUAAGCACAUUUUAGUGUCAAUUCUCGAGUUAACUUCAUUGAAAAUGAAUAAGCAAAUAUGUUUGCUAAAUCAUGGAGGAUUUUGACAUCAUUGGCAUCUGGAUUCAUUCAUUGCAGUCUUGCUUUACUUUGGCACAAGUCCAAAUUUACAUCACUGCAAUAAGUACCUACUGAUUAUCCAAGGGUGAAGACUUACAUAAAUAUGGUAUCAAAUUAUUCGGGAGAAGAUAUUCUUUCCAGACAUAUAUAAUGAUUAUGCAUUUAUGACAUAUUUUUCCUUCAAAUGGGGAUUUGUGAGGUGUCAUUUUUUUUACUCACAAUCUAUCCACUCUUGUUGAGGCUGUGUUCAAACCAACAUAUAAAUCUUUUAGGCUGAGUACAAUGGACUGGACACAGCCUCAACAAGAGUGGAUAGAUUGUACUUAUAUGGGAUAAAUGAAGACAUACAUCUCUACUAGAUCUUGUUAUUUUUUUAAUAGAAAACAUGAAUAGAUGAAAAGAUAGCAUAGGUAAAUGUCCUUUAUCUGAACAAUAGGUGUGACGUAAGAAUUUACGCCAGUUGAUACAUGUAUGUCUUUGUACUCAAAUAUGUGUACAAAUAUAUAUAUGUGCUGUGUUUUUUGUCUGCAAAUGAAAUGUUUAUUUAUUUGGCACGGUAGUCCCGUCAGUCAUUACAAUACCGUUACAUUGGGGUAUUCUGCAUGAAAUAAAAUAUGGACCUAGAUAACCAUCAUAUUUAUAUGAGGGGAAAAAACAGCUAAAGUGAGAAUGAUUUGUAAAGUGACCAUUGGUUCCCUUUAAAAGUGAGGUUAAGUAUAUAAAGAAAAUAAUUGAGAUAAAACACUGUAGCAAUGUAUGGAAAAUACAAUGUUUAAAAUAGUUUAUGAGACUGGGUUCGUUGUAAUAAUAUUUGAAUAGUUCAUUCUUCAUUCAUUAAAGAGAUAUAAGUACUGAUGGUGUGAUUGUUAUUCACAUCGUGGGAUUUUCAUUUCUUAUGUAUUUUUGCAACACUUAUUUUUCUUAUAUAAUAAACAUUUUUUUCUCAA